UCUCUAUAACCUUCAUUAAAAAAAGCCUCUUUGUUCUUUUGGAGCUUACCUUCCGCCUUGGUGGAGUCUUUCCUAUUUCAAAGCUGUGAUUUUUCCAAAUAUACAUAUAUAUAUUACAAGAAUUUAUUGGUUGAGAACAGGCUCUCUAAAGUCCACAGUUCUUACUUUGUUAGCUAGCUUCUUCACCUCUUCCUCUCAGGGUUUUUUUAAUCUAAAGUUUCGUUUGGUUUCGUGAUGUGGGUCUUCGUUGUCUUUAGCUCUGGUUGAGUAACUCCUUUAAGUUUGUUGCUGCUUCUUGUUCUUCAAAUUUAUCGAGGAAAGGUGAUCUAUUUGGAUAAGUCAAUGGAGAGUGGCUUCCCAAAGAAUGUUGAAUCGUCGUGUCCUCAACUUCUUGAUCUGAUUCCUCAAGAGAGAGAGUGGCAUCAUGUGAAGAAGACAGAAGAUGGAUCUUCACCGGAGAAGAAGCUGGAACUGAGGCUUGGUCUUGGUCCCCCAGGUGAAGAGAACUGGUCCGAUGACUCUUUACUCUCACUCGGCUACUUCCCUUCUUCAAUGAAGAGCAAUGGAAAACAAACACACAAGUUUCCAUGUCCGGAGGAUCACCCUGUUGGGUCAGUUUUGUCCACUCCAUGGACCAAAAACCACCACCAACAUCAGCAGACAAAGACUUCUUCAUUUCACCAGUUCUCAUCUGCAACUGCCCCACAACAUAGCUCGCCUGUUAUGGCAAAGGAAUCUUCACAUCCCUGCUGCCAUAACACAGCGGUAGACUUGCAGGAUGCCGAGAGAAAAGCAUUUAAAACUCCUGCAAAUACAGCUGUGCCUCUCAAUACUUCUCAGAAAAGAACUGCUCCUGGCCCAGUUGUGGGUUGGCCUCCAAUUCGUUCCAUAAGGAAAAAUCUUGCCAGUAACAGUUGUUCAAAACUAGCUUCUGAAUCACCAAGUGUGGACCCUACUCACAAGGUGGCUAAUGAAAAACCAGCAGCUGAACCUAAUGGCAAAACCCUGUUUGUGAAAAUCAACAUGGAUGGUGUUCCUAUAGGAAGGAAAGUGGAUCUCAAAGCCUAUGAUAGCUAUGAAAAGCUGUCUACUGCUGUGGAUGAACUCUUCAGAGGCCUCCUUGCUGCUCAAAGAGAUUCCUCUGCUGGUGGAAUAGUGAACGAGCAAGAGGGAGAGAAAGUGAUUACGGGCGUAUUGGACGGGAGUGGGGAAUAUACGCUUGUUUAUGAGGAUGAUGAAGGAGACAGUAUGCUUGUUGGGGAUGUCCCAUGGCACAUGUUCGUGUCGACGGUGAAGAGGCUGCGCGCAUUGAAGAGCUCCGAGCUAUCUGCGCUUAGCCUUGGGAGCAGCAAGCAAGGGAAGACGAAGGGUUGAAUCAUUUGGCCACCAUGAUAACGAGUUUUCUUCUCUCCAAAGAGACCUUCGAAUUAUGUAUAUUUAUACUGUUUUGACAAAUUUUCUGCCCCUAUUUUGCGAUGCAACUUAUUGUGCCCAGCAGUAUAUAUAUAAGUCGUUUUAUAUGUAAGUUUUGAUGUGUUUCCCCCUUGGCUUAAACGUCAAUGGGAUUUGGUGC
Messenger RNA from Hibiscus syriacus, 1573 nucleotides. RefSeq names its product auxin-responsive protein IAA26-like. Gene Ontology annotation, biological process: regulation of DNA-templated transcription. The coding region runs from base 343 to 1374 and encodes 343 amino acids. Gene Ontology annotation, cellular component: nucleus. Gene Ontology annotation, molecular function: protein binding. NCBI's taxonomy places the organism in Eukaryota, Viridiplantae, Streptophyta, Magnoliopsida, Malvales, Malvaceae. The transcript has 6 exons. The record is from RefSeq and is a predicted model, not a curated record.